Messenger RNA from Hippocampus comes (tiger tail seahorse), 3329 nucleotides. RefSeq lists its product as uncharacterized. NCBI's taxonomy places the organism in Eukaryota, Metazoa, Chordata, Actinopteri, Syngnathiformes, Syngnathidae. The transcript is spliced from 2 exons. Bases 360 to 1274 code for a protein of 304 amino acids. The record is from RefSeq and is a predicted model, not a curated record. Gene Ontology annotation, biological process: DNA integration. Gene Ontology annotation, molecular function: nucleic acid binding.
GUGAUAGAAGACAUCCAACUUGUCUCCAUGAUGACCGAACUAAGGAUGCAAGACGCCAAUCAAAGACAAACAAGACAAGAAGCUGUGAUGAGUCAAUUGAGAGAAAGACAGACUGUUCACAAAUUGCCAAUGAUGCACCACAAGCAAAUGAAGCAACAGCUCACAGAAUUUUGCAAAAUGAUGAAGCGACUCAUACAUCUUCCAUCAUCCCGGUGUGGGUGUCUACCAAGAAUGAACCAGAGCAUGAAGUUCUUGUGUAUGCGCUCCUUGAUACACAAAGUGACACAACAUUCAUACUUGCAAAAACCGCAAAGGCUCUACAUGCGACAAGUAAACCAGUCCAGUUAAAGCUCACAACAAUGUCCACAAGAAACGCAGUAGUAUCCUGCCACAAAUUAUCUGGUUUGCAAGUGAGAGGAUUUUACUCAAAUAAAUUAAUUCCUCUACCAGUUACAUAUUCAAGAACCUUCAUUCCAGCCAAUAUAGACCACAUUCCCACUCCUGAAACAGCCAAGGUGUGGCCUCAUCUUGAACACAUUGCAAAUGAAAUCGCUCCAUUACAAGGUUGCGAUGUGGGCCUUUUAAUUGGCUACAACUGUUCCCAAGCUCUUGUUCCUCGACAAGUCUUGACUGGCAAGGAAGACCAACCGUUUGGACUAAAAACGGACCUGGGAUGGAGUAUAGUGGGCUUCGGCAAUCCAUGUCUUGAUUAUGGAGAUGCUAUUGGAUUAAGUCACCGAAUCAUUGUGAAGCAAGUCAUGCCAAGCAUUAAAUCUUCUUCGAAUCUGUCGAGUGAAGUACACUAUGUGAACAGAACUCAAAUAAAGGAAAUUGUCUCACCUGCAGACGUCAUCAAGAUGUUGGAGUCAGAUUUUGUUGAGAAAGCUUCAGAGGACAUAAAAAUGUCUCAAGAAGAUAUCAGAUUUAUGACAAAAUUGAAAGAAAGUAUCAAACAUAAGGAUAAUGGCCAUUAUGAGAUGCCCCUGCCAUUCAAGACUGAAAAACCUGAUUUACCCAACAACAAAGAAUGCGCCAUUCAUCGACUUCGGUUGCACAAAUUUGUCUCCAACAGCGCAAAGGUCCUAGCUACACUUCCAAAGGAAGAGUGUGCUGUAGCUGUCAAAGACUUGGAUGUGGCACCAGGUGAAAUGCGCAUAGAAAGAGCACUUGGUGUACAAUGGUGUGUGGAAUCAGAUCAGUUUCAGUUUAGGAUUGUUGUCAAGAAAAAUCCAUUCACCCGAAGAGGAGUUUUAUCUAGUCGCCUCUGUGUUUGACCCGCUCGGAUUUGUGUCGCCGUUUAUCCUGAAAGGAAAGCAGAUCCUUCAACAAAUGUGCCGUGAUAAACUUUGCUGGGAUGACGCUUUACCAGACAGUCUUGGACCUCAAUGGGAAUCAUGGCUGUUUGACUUGCAGAACCUGGCAAAUCUCAAGAUCCAAAGGUGUUACAUACCGCCAGACUUCAAGGUGCAGCACCACGAGUUGCACCACUUCUCUGAUGCAAGUGCAUCUGGUUAUGGCAUGUGUUCCUACCUCAGAUCGGUAAGCAUGUCUGGCCAAGUUCAUUGUUCCUUAGUGAUGGGAAGAUCAAGAGUACCACCAUCUAAAGUGACAACGAUACCUCGACUUGAGUUAUCUGCAGCAGUAGUCGCUGUUCGCAUCGGUGACAUGUUAAAAGGGGAGCUGGGAGUCACAUUGUCAAGCGAAACAUACUGGACAGAUUCGAAAGUUGUACUUGGGUACAUCAACAACGAGGCCAGAAGAUUCCAUGUAUUUGUUGCAAAUCGUGUAGAACGUAUCAAACAAAGUACCGAGUCAAAACAAUGGAGUUAUGUGGUCUCUGAAGAGAAUCCGGCGGACCAUGCCUCAAGAGGCCUGACAGCGAAGGAACUAAUAACAUCAAAUUGGUUCACAGGCCCUGGUCUUCUCUGGCAGAAAGUUGUACCCAGUGGUGAAAUCAAGGUGGGAGAGAUUUCAGUUAGUGACCCAGAAGUUAAAAAGGUUUCAGUCCUCAAUACGCAAGCUAAUGAACAAAGGUCACUUCUAGAUCGCCUGCAGAAGUUCUCUGACUGGUUCAGAAUGAUCAAAGCUGUUGCCAGGCUGAAGCGCUUCCUAAAAAAUGCAAAGAACAACAUUAAAGGUUCAAGUCAACCUUGCACGUUUGAAGACAGGAAAGAGGCAGAGUUAACGGUCAUAAAGAUGAUCCAAGAAAGGGCAUUUCCACAAAUCAUGCAAUCACUUCAACCUCCAAUUAUAAUACGGACUAAAGAUAAAGCCAAGAAACUACACAAGUUAUGCCCAUUUAAAGAUGCCCAAGGUAUUCUUCGUGUAGGAGGACGCCUCACACAUGCUACCUUGGAUCCCAACAUUAAACAUCCAGUGAUCCUGCCAAGAGACAGUCAUGUUUCAGUAUUGCUUGCGAAACAUUACCACGAAAGGACACACCAUCAAGGUCGAGGAAUUACGACAAAUGCAAUCCGUGCUAAUGGCUAUUGGAUUCUCGGUUGCAGCAAAGUUGUCGCAUCUAUCAUCUUCAGAUGUGUGAAGUGCCGAAGAUUUAGAAGAGAGACAGAGCAGCAAAGAAUGGCAGAUCUCCCAGAGGAAAGAAUGGAAAUCAGCCCACCAUUCACAUAUUGUGGAAUGGACUGUUUCGGUCCUUUCUAUAUCAAGGAAGGUAGAAAGGAGUUGAAGCGCUAUGGCUUGUUAAUCACCUGUAUGUGCUCCCGAGCAAUACAUAUUGAAAUGCUUGAUGAUUUAACCACUGAUGCUUUCAUCAAUGCCCUUCGUGCAUUCAUCGCUAUUCGAGGUGCGGUACGGCAGAUAAGGUGUGAUCAAGGAACAAACUUUGUCGGUGCCAAAAAUGAAUUUGUUGAAGCUCUGAAGGAAAUGGAUCAAACCAAACUGGACAAACUGGAAUGCGAAUUUCUCAUGAACACCCCGGCAUCAAGUCACAUGGGUGGUGUCUGGGAAAGACAAAUUCGAACCAUAAGAAGUGUGCUCAUGGCCAUCCUUGAUCAAUCAUCCAAACAACUUGACAGCUCUUCCUUGCGUACGUUCUUGUAUGAAGUUAUGACAGUUGUCAACAGCAGACCACUUACAACCGACCAUCUUUAUGACCCAUCUAGCCCAGAACCCUUGACACCAAACCACAUACUCACGAUGAAAUCCACAAUUAUUGCGCCACCUCCAGGAAAAUUUGUUCAGGAGGAUCUUUAUCUCCGGAAGAGGUGGCGUCGUGUUCAAGUCUUGGCAAAUACCUUCUGGACAAGGUGGAGAAGGGAAUAUGUGUUGAAUCUUCAAAGCAGACAAAAAUGGACUAAGGAACGCAGAGA